This is a messenger RNA of Emys orbicularis (European pond turtle), 1014 nucleotides long. It is a transcript of the gene MTHFD2L, whose product is annotated as methylenetetrahydrofolate dehydrogenase (NADP+ dependent) 2 like. Gene Ontology annotation, molecular function: methenyltetrahydrofolate cyclohydrolase activity; methylenetetrahydrofolate dehydrogenase (NAD+) activity; methylenetetrahydrofolate dehydrogenase (NADP+) activity. Gene Ontology annotation, cellular component: mitochondrion. Gene Ontology annotation, biological process: tetrahydrofolate interconversion. The coding region runs from base 1 to 1014 and encodes 337 amino acids. The transcript is spliced from 8 exons. Lineage: Eukaryota; Metazoa; Chordata; Testudines; Emydidae. The record is from RefSeq and is a predicted model, not a curated record.
AUGGCGGCGGCCGGUGGCGUCUCCCCGCUGCGCUCCUGCCUGCUGCGUCUGCGGAGAUGGCGACACCCGCCCGCCGGCUACAGCAGCAGCUGCUCCCCGCGCAGAGCCGCCAGUGAUGAAGCAACCAUUAUCUCAGGGACUCAGCUUGCUAAACAAGUCUAUAAAGAAGUCCAGAGGGAUGUAGAAUCAUGGAUGUCCCUUGGGAACAAGAGACCUCAUCUCACUGUCAUUUUAGUAGGAGACAACCCAGCCAGUCAUACAUAUGUAAGAAAUAAGAUGAAGGCAGCUGCUGCUGUAGGCAUUUGUAGUGAGAUAAUAUUGAAGCCUAAAGACAUUUCUCAGGAAGAACUUUUAGAUCUGACUGCCAAAUUAAACCAUGAUUCAAGAGUUAAUGGUAUAUUAGUCCAGCUACCUCUUCCAGAUCAUAUAGAUGAACGAACAGUCUGCAAUAUUGUUGCACCUGAAAAGGAUGUGGAUGGAUUCCAUAUUAUCAACAUUGGACGACUGUGUCUUGAUCAACCUUCUGUAAUACCUGCCACCGCUGCUGCUGUUUGGGAAAUUAUAAAAAGAACAGGAAUACAAACAUUUGGAAAAAAUGUUGUUGUAGCUGGAAGAUCUAAGAAUGUAGGAAUGCCUAUUUCAAUGCUUUUACAUUCAGAUGGAGAACAUGAAAGGCCUGGAGGUGAUGCUACAGUGACAAUUACUCACAGAUAUACUCCAAAAGAACAGCUGAAGAUCCAUACCCAACUAGCUGACAUUAUAAUAGUAGCUGCAGGUAUUCCAAAGUUGAUUACAGCUGAUAUGGUUAAAGAAGGUGCAGUUGUGAUUGACGUAGGCAUCAACCAUAUCCACGACCCUCUGACAGGGAAAACCAAAUUAGUAGGGGAUGUGGACUUUGAAGAGGUAAAGAAGAAAGCUGGCUUUAUCACUCCAGUCCCUGGAGGAGUAGGACCUAUGACUGUUGCCAUGCUCUUGAAGAACACGCUCAUUACUGCUAAAAAGCUCGUUUACUAG